Molecule: messenger RNA, 3089 nt
Organism: Menidia menidia (Atlantic silverside)
Lineage: Eukaryota; Metazoa; Chordata; Actinopteri; Atheriniformes; Atherinopsidae
Source: the annotation of a GenBank genome assembly
CGCAUAUUUCCGGAAAUCUGUGUUCUUUCGUUUGGUAUGAUAGUUUCGGGAAGUCCGUCCGUUUCUCGUUACAUGUUAAUGGACAAUAUGUUGUGUAGUAUCAUUUAAUUGGUAUUUUUGCUGUCAUUUGUUGAUUCAUCAAUGGAUUCUACAAUUUCUCAGAAUAAGGAUUCUGCCCCUUUGAGACGGUCGUCAAGGCAGUCAGUGGGGAAAGUAUUGAAAUUUGAAGCAACCGUCAGGGGUCCUUUAAAGCGGGGUAAAAAGAGAUCAGAAGAUCGUUUUGCCACCAAAACAGUCAAUGGUUCCAGAGAUGUGGAAAAUGGCUUGGAGGACGAAGAGUCCCCCAGUAAGAAGAGCCGCCUUGAUACCGAAAGAGCUUGUGGUGACAGUAAUAAUGAAAAUAAGAUGGAUUACCAGGAAGCAGCAGAAGAAGAGGAGGAAAUGGAGGACCAGAAAUUGGAAAUUGGGAAGGAAUUGUCCUAUGAGAGGAAACAACUAAAAAUCAGCAAAGAUGAACUGGGAGAACUGAAUCUAUCUCCUUUUGUGGUGCUCGGUGAACGCUGCCCGACAAUUCCCUUGCGUGAAAACUAUGACCAGUUGAAACCUCAAAGAGAGUCAAAAGCACCGGCAUCCCCCACCAAGACUAAUGUGCAUACAAAACCACUGGAGAUUAGACGAGAUGUAAAGGUCACCAGCAUGGCUGAUUAUCAAAAGAAAAUGGACGCUAUAGCAAGGAGUAAAGAUACAACCACAGUUAACCGACGAAUCCCAAGCAUGGUUCCAACCCCAGAGAAAACCUACCCAACACGACGUGUGAAAAACAUUCCUGCACCCAAGUCGAGCGUUGAUCCGAAAAAACAAGAAAAAACAAAGAAAUCUGCAGUAACCAAAGGAAGCUCUGGAAAUUCCCGUAGAGGGUUUCUGUGGAACAUAUGGGGUUUGCUUUUCCUGCUACUUCUCAGCUCCGCCACUCUGCUUGCGUACAAAAUCGUCCCUUUCCUCCAAAAGACAGCGGACGGUGUGGUGCCUCCGUCUGGAGGCUCGAUUCCAGAAAAGCUUGGUGACUUUCUGUCCCUUCUAGAGGCUCACUUCCCCAGACAGCGAGCGGAGUUGUGGAGGAUGAGUAAGAUCCACUUGGAGAAGCACCUUAAAACUGCCCAGCCCACAGAGCCGGUCAGUCUGAUCUUGGCAGCAGGGCUGAGGGCAGAGAGGACCCUGCACUGCCUGGCCCAGGGCCUGGCCUCCGCAUACUCAUCUGCCCUCAACGCCUCUGUCCUGCUCCUGGACGGAGCGGCCAAAGCCGGCCAGGACAGCGACGAGGUCAAGCUAGACAUCGACAACCGGCUGAAGGCAGCUUUUGGGGGAGACACGCCGGUGGCGGUCAUCCAUCGCUUCGAUGAACUGCCGCCCGGUUCCACCCUGAUCUUUUACCGUUACUGUGACCACGAAAAUGCGGCGUAUAAGAAGGUGUUCUUGUUGUUUACCGUGCUGCUGCCCGAAGAUGAAAUCGGGGAUCAGCUGAGUUUAAAGGAAGUGGAGGAGAUGGUACAAGAGCACGUUGAGAGCAAGCUGGUGCGCUCCACGAACGCAGCCACAUUCAAUGAAAUGGAUAUUGACAAGUUCGGUGGGCUCUGGAGUCGCAUCUCCCAUCUCAUUUUACCUGUGGUGUCAGAGCUUAAGUCUGAGCCAGAUAAAUGUCCCCACAACAAGCCAGAUUUUCUAAAAUCGUACAGCAACCACAUUGGACCAAGCUGAUUUUUUAGAAAAGAUGUAACAUAAUUGAUAAGGAAAUAUUAUUUGUGAUGUGGUAUUUAAGGCCUGCAGACUUGAUUUCAAAUGCUCUCUGUUAGAGAUGAGAAUCUGCUCAAAGUGGAAUUUUGUAAUUGAGUUUAGGGAGUUGAAAAUAUGUACAGGAUUAUGUGAGAUGACUUGUGUUGACAUACAGGUGUAACAGUAGUGUUACAUUGACAUAUUUCCCUCAUAUUUUGAUAGAAAAUGUUUUUUUCCCCAGACAUUUUGUUCUUGUUCCGCAUCCAUGUACCAUAUUUUUCACAAGCCUGUAAUGCAGAAUUCAUCCUAAAUGUUUUAUAUUCUACCAAUGUCUUUGUUUUGAUAGGACAUUGACAUUUCUUCCUCUUCCACAAAUCUCAGAGUGAACUGAACGACCUGUUAACUGAAGAUGUCACUUCAGUUAACAGUCAGGUAGUUUUGCACUGAUCAAAGGAAAUGUCUGUUUGGUUUUGUUUUUUCUUCGCUUCAAGACAUCUUAUCCAUAAUACAGGUUUUUACUGUUGUGAGUGUUUUUUUAAUUUCCCUUUCUGAAGAUGUGUAUUUUGUGACAUAUUUCUUAGAUCGAAAUCUUUUUAAAUAUCUAUAUAUUUUGGAUUUUAAAAGGUUUGAUAUUUGCACUGCUCAAGAAAAACACUCAAAUAUUUUGAAAAUGUUAAAAACAUGCAGGUUCAUAUGAAGUCAUUAAAAAUUUGUAAAAUGUGAAACUUGGGCUGACUGUUUCAGACACAAAAAUUGUGCCUUUCAAAAUAUAAAGGCAAGACUGCUUUUGAAAAGUAACCAGAACAUUAACUGAUCAUAUUGUACUUUACCUUGACAACCUCAGAACUCAAACAAGGUUUCUUUCAUUGGAUUUGUUAGAAAUUAAUAAUUAACAGUGUUACCACUGUUAUGUUUUAAUUCCUAGUUCCUGUUAUUGCCCAGAUCCAUUUUCUUUUCUUCUGUUUGAGUGUAUAAUCUGAGCACUGAAUAUUUUCAAUAAAGACUAUUUUGAUAAUCAGGAGUUAAUGUUUAAGAUUCAGAAAAAGUGUGAGGCAAAAUUCGUAUUUGACUUUAGGGUUACAACUGACUAACCAGGAAGUUGUCACUUUACAACAAAGUGGAAGGUUGAUGAUUUACUAGUUGGAUUUCCACUGAAAAUGUCAGCUGCUUAAUAGCUCAUCCGAUGCACCUUUGACCAGAAGAGGAACUUCCAACUUGUAAUUUGCAAUCAACAUUUAGAUUGUUUUUUAUCAUCUAUACAUGUUGGUGUAGCAAGGUUUGUCUUUUAUAUUAGAAGCCCAUUCCGCACAGUUUCUGAA